Messenger RNA from Morus notabilis, 1476 nucleotides. Its product is annotated as biotin carboxyl carrier protein of acetyl-CoA carboxylase 2, chloroplastic. The transcript is spliced from 7 exons. Gene Ontology annotation, cellular component: acetyl-CoA carboxylase complex. NCBI's taxonomy places the organism in Eukaryota, Viridiplantae, Streptophyta, Magnoliopsida, Rosales, Moraceae. Gene Ontology annotation, molecular function: acetyl-CoA carboxylase activity. The record is from RefSeq and is a predicted model, not a curated record. Gene Ontology annotation, biological process: fatty acid biosynthetic process. Bases 379 to 1212 code for a protein of 277 amino acids.
CCAUCUCUCUCUCUCUCUGUCUCUCUCUCUGCUGUCUCUGACACGCACGGAGGAAGAGUGUGCAAGUAGUUGUUUGUUGUUGCGGUUAGUUAAAAGGGUGAUAUUGAUGGUCGCAUUGUAAGCAUCGGAAGGAGGAAUUCAGAGCCCAAAAACAAUCAAAUCACUCCCUACAAACUUCCAUACUCUUUCUACUUAAAACUACUUUUCCAAAGCCUCUCUCUCUCAUUCCUUCUUUGGGUUCUUCGAUCCCAUCGCCCACAUUUUCUUGUUCCUUCCACAUUCCCGAACCCCCCAUAAACUCCAAACCAAACUGCCCUUUUUCCUUUCCCAUUCAGUUUCGGAUCUGGGUUGGUCUCCAUUUUUUCUCCCGAUAAUAAAAUGGUGACCUUUGCCGUGCCGUGCCCAAAAGUGGGGUCUCCAUCUGUUGCUCCGGCGGCUCAUAAUUCCCGUCGAUUUCAGCUGCAGAAUGCGAGUCCCAGCUCUUCUCUCUCACUUGCGUUUCUUCAGGGCCGCAACAGUAGGUUUUCUGCUGUCGGGAAGGUGUCGGCACAGCUAAGUAAGGUUACUGCUUCAAAUUCAAAUUCUGUACCUAUACCCGCCACUAAGUCUCAGGUUGGAUCACCGGACGGGAAAGAUGAGUCUCCAAAAGAAAGUACGCCACGUAACAAUGUUCCAGAUCCAUCAUCAAUCUCGGCAUUCAUGGCUCAAGUAUCAGACCUUAUCAAACUGGUUGAUUCAAGAGAUAUUGUGGAGCUGCAAUUGAAGCAAUUGGAUUGUGAGCUUACAUUAAGGAAAAAGGAAGCCUUGGAACCACCACAAGUGCCGAUUGUCCCAACGCCGACUCCUCUUCCUCAUGCCAUGUACCAAUCUCCACCACCAGCAGUAGCCCCAGCAGCUACUACAGCUCCUGCAAGCCCUCCUCCUUCAUCACCAACGCCGGCAUCACCUACCCCUCCAAAGACUAACCAAUCAUCUCACCCACCUUUGAAAUGUCCCAUGGCCGGAACCUUUUAUAGGUCUUCUGCACCUGGAGAGCCACCAUUUGUUAAGGUAGGAGAUAAAGUACAGAAAGGUCAGGCUAUUUGCAUCAUUGAAGCCAUGAAACUGAUGAAUGAAAUUGAGGCUGAUCAAACUGGAACCAUAGCCGAGAUACUGGUGGACGAUGGGAAACCAGUUAGUGUUGACACGCCUCUUUUUGUCAUUGUGCCGUGAGUAACAUGGCAAGGAACUGUCCAAGCUUGCAGGUGAAAACACCGCUUCUCGAGUUUAAUGGCUUUAGUCUACAAGGGUUCUACCAAAACUUACCGUGUUGCAAUCUCUAUUUUAAGAUUAUCUUGUAUUGGUUCAGGUUUUCCUCAUUUUUUUCAUAAAACUUUUCAUUUUUAAGCUUUAGAGGUUGGCAUAUAAUGCUGAAGUUGUAAGGGAUUGAGUAAUGUUGAACAGUUGAGACAAGAGGUAAUGGUGCAUUUCACAGUU